Molecule: messenger RNA, 9556 nt
Organism: Manis pentadactyla (Chinese pangolin)
Lineage: Eukaryota; Metazoa; Chordata; Mammalia; Pholidota; Manidae
Gene: STEAP2
Product: STEAP2 metalloreductase
Exons: 5
Coding region: 3343-4815 (490 amino acids)
Biological process (GO): copper ion import
Cellular component (GO): endosome; plasma membrane
Molecular function (GO): ferric-chelate reductase (NADPH) activity; cupric reductase (NADH) activity
Source: RefSeq, a predicted model, not a curated record
UCCCAACUGGAGUGUGAAUUCCUUGAGUGUAAGUACCAUGCUUCUCUUGUCCUUUAUCUCUUCUGUGCAAAGCACACUAUGGCCUGGAUAAAUUCAUGCUGGGUCAUAGCAGGGUAGGUCUGCCUUAGAUGAGAGUUGAAUCAUUCCUUGUCAGUGGAAAUGUACAGUGGAAGAUGUUUAUUCUUUUUUGUAAACAGGCAAACCUUCAGAUAUUGACACUAUUCAAUUUUUAUAAUUCCAUUUUUAAAAAUAUAUCACAAGUGUUAACUCUAGCUCAACUGUUAACCAAGUGAUCCAAAAUGGUAGUUUAGCAAAUUAUAAAUUGAUUGAUGAGAUUUUGCCCCAUUGUGUCAGCACCAGAUAGUCACCCAAAGUUUGUGGAGAUGAGUCGCUCUUAGUCUGUUUAUGGGUGAAUUCCACAGGAUAUGGACACUAUUCCUGGCCCUUCCUCCCUACACUCCAGUACAUACCUGUCUGCAGACUUCCCAGAAGACAAAUGGGUUGCUCCUAUCUGGGGUUCUCUAGGAGUUACACAGCAACCAUUCAUGUUUUGUUCUGUAGGAUUAAUACAUUUAGGUCUUUAGUUGGUUUUGAUCCAAACAUUCUAAUUAUUUCAAUAUUUUUUUCUGUUUUAUACCUAGAAUUCUUAAGCUUAAUAGCUUUGGAUUUACCUAAAACUAUCCUAAGCUGAGAUUCAUACUGUAACUAUUUAAAGUCAGCUUUGCUUCUAGAAAAUAUAGUUAUGGACAACAUUUGGAGAUAAUUUUAAGAUUCCCCAUAUAAUGUUUGCAUUGCAGUUUUAGAAUGAGCAGAGAUUGAAUUGUUCACAUUGGAAUUCUGGUUUUGUCACUACAGACUGUACUGUCUUAAGCAAAUUGCUCAAGUUCUUUGAGUCUGUUUCCUUAUCUUUAAGCUAAGUGUAAUAUCUACUCUGCAGCCAUUUGAGAACAAUAAUAGCAUGACAUAUGAAAACUUUGUGAACUAUGAAAUAGCACACAAGCAUAUGUAUUGUUAUAUGCUUUUAACAAUAUGCAAAAAAUCCACCUCUCAAGUACUUUAAAGGUUUUUUUCUCUCUCUCAUGGAUGCUUUUACAUUCCUUAAAACUGUAAUGAAAAUAGUCUCAUUUAUAGGCCAACUUCUAUUUGUAGCCCCUGUCACACCAUUAAAGGGUUUAGUUAAAACUUGCCAUUAGAAUUAUAAUGUGAAUAAGGUCCAAACAUGUUUGAGUGGAGUUACAAGUUAAAAACAUAUGGUGUAAGGAAAGGCCCACAGGUGACAUUAUUAGGUCCUAACAUAUUUACCUGUUCACCUUUUUAUUUGCAGAUGAGGUUUGAACUUACUUUGUAAAAUAAGCAGAUAUGGUUUUGCUUUCGUUUUGGUUUUAGUUUGAAAAGGCCUUGAUCAUCAUGAUUCUUAAAAAUUUUGCAUUUUUGUAUUUUGGGAGAUGCUACACUCUCUACUCAGAAAGUGGGAUUGGGAUAUAGAAAUCUUGUAUUCCUGUGUUUGUGUCUAACAUCCUUUUUACCCUUAGAUAACAUUUAUGACUAGGGUAAGUAAGUUGGUCAGUUCACCUUGAAUUGCUGAAUGAAAGCAUUGAUUUAAUUAUUUCGGUUUCUUUAACUGCCCCUGACUCCCAAGAUAGCCCACAACAUCUCAGAGGGUGUUGACGGUUUCAUUCUUCCUGGAGCCUCUGAUCCCCACCUGGCCUUCUGCAUGCAUGGGAUCACUCCAAGGCAAAGUGGAUAAUUACCACCCUUUCUGUCUUGAAAAGUGUGAAAUGAAAUGUGUGUAAGAGAUUUAAAAAGAGCAUUCUCCUUUCCCAGGAUCUGAGUUAGACAUUAACAUCACUAGGUAAUUGUCAGGAGCAAUUGACAUGGCCAGAGGAGGAGAAAUAUAUUAAUAUGAGCACAAUCAUAACUGUUCCACUUGGCCCCAGUACCCAAAGAAAAAGCCCUUCCUUAAAUUCCUCAAAUGCACCCAAAUGACACACACCUUAGCUGGAUUGCCUGGGUCCUAAUCCUGGCUCUCCCACUUUCUCUCCUAUGACCUUGGACAAGCUAAUUGUCUUCUGUAUCUCUCAGUCCUCAAAAUGGUCUGUGACAGGAUUAGCAUCUAUCUCAUAGGGUUGCUGUGUGGAUUCAUUCAGCUAACAUAAAAAAGCACAAACAGGCUGGCACAGAGGUAUUAUAUGAGUAUUAGAUAAUAUUACUAUUGUCUUCUUAAAGAUUAAUUCACUGAUUUUUUGGAGUCAUUGAAUGUGAUCCAUUUCUAGAGUAAAAAGUUGAGUUUUCCCGGCUUCAGUAAUAUCAAAUUUCAUUUGAAAUUGAAUUCAUUUGGUUCAGUCAUUUAAUAAAAAAUGCAUUUGGUAAUAACCCCCAAAACAUGUUUUUUGAAACCUUCUACCUGUUCCUGUAAAAACCAUUAAAUCCACUGAAAUGAUACACAUCUGCUAUUAGCAUAAAAGAAAUUGUGCAAUGGGGAUGGAAUAAUGAGAAUGUUUUCAUUCAGACCCAAAGUGACAGUGAUUCAUGGCAUUCUGAUGUGGAUUCUUGAGCAAGUUAUUACAAAUAGGAACAUUUCAGAUGUUAGUCACUUAAAUUUUAAAAAUUUGACAAAUUUUACUGGGGACAAUAACUGCAUUAUGGUCUAUGAAGACAACAAAUGAAAGGGGAAGAAGAUAAGUAUUGUGUAAUUUAAGAUCAUAACCACAUUACUAACACCUUUUCAUGGGAAAGCUACUUUCUCAGUGAUAAAUUAUAGGAUAUAGGAUGAAUGAUAAAAGUCAAUAGUAUUUAAUUAAUCCUUUGUUGUGUUUUGAUGCCUACUUUCCUUAAAAUACAAUUUAAGUGCUGGUGUUCAUUUUUUAUUAACUGGUUUAUCUUACUCUCAUUUAAUAAUGAAGUCACUCAUUAAAUACUGAGGUGUACAGGAUAAUUUAUAGACUCCACCCCAAAUGAUUCUAGACAGUUUGGGCUUAAAUAGUUCUUUGUUUUUUAUGGUUUUUCUGUCUUGUGUUGUCUUGUGUGCCAUCACGUCCUAUCAUAGUCCUCUUAAGAGGCAUUGCUGAUUUGCUGCCUCUGAUCUGAUGAGAAACUGGGUAAUCAGACUCGUUAGAACUGUGUUUUUAAAAAGUUAUACGUGAAAACUUCCAUCUCUUUCCUUUUGUGCUCUAGGGCCUUGCUGCUGCUCCAAGUGGGAUCCGCAGACCAGCAGCAUCAGCAUUACCCUAUUAGAAAUGCAGGAUCUUGGGCCUCAGUCCAGACCUACUGAAUCAGAAUCUGUGUUCUAACAAGAUUCUCAGGACAUCCUUGGUGAUCUUGAAAGAGUCUGUAUUCCGUAUCAUGGCAUCGAUCUCUAUGAUGGGAAGCCCUAAGAACCUUAGUGAAACUUUUUUGCCUAAUGGCAUAAAUGGUAUCAAAGAUGCAAGGAAAGUCACUGUAGGUGUAAUUGGAAGUGGGGAUUUUGCCAAAUCCCUGACCAUCCGACUGAUUAGAUGUGGCUAUCAUGUGGUCAUAGGAAGCAGAAAUCCUAAGUUUGCUUCUGAAUUUUUUCCACAUGUGGUAGAUGUCACUCAUCACGAAGAUGCUCUGACAAAAACAAAUAUAAUAUUUGUUGCUAUACAUAGAGAACAUUACACCUCCCUGUGGGACCUGAGACAUCUGCUUGUGGGUAAAAUCCUGAUUGAUGUGAGCAAUAACACGAGGAUAAACCAAUACCCAGAAUCCAAUGCUGAAUAUUUGGCUUCAUUAUUCCCAGAUUCCCUGAUUGUCAAAGGAUUUAAUGUUGUCUCAGCUUGGACACUUCAGUUAGGACCAAAGGAUGCCAGCCGGCAGGUUUAUAUAUGCAGCAACAAUGUUCAAGCUCGACAACAGGUUAUUGAACUUGCCCGUCAGUUGAAUUUCAUCCCUGUUGACCUGGGAUCAUUAUCAUCAGCCAGGGAGAUUGAAAAUUUACCCCUGCGGCUCUUUACUCUCUGGAGAGGGCCAGUGGUGGUAGCCAUAAGCCUGGCCACAUUUUUCUUUCUUUAUUCCUUUGUCAGAGAUGUUAUACAUCCAUAUGCGAGAAAUCAGCAGAGUGACUUUUAUAAGAUUCCUAUUGAGAUUGUGAAUAAAACCUUGCCCAUAGUUGCCAUUACUUUGCUGUCCCUGGUAUACCUAGCAGGUCUCUUGGCAGCUGCUUAUCAGCUUUAUUAUGGCACCAAGUAUAGGAGAUUUCCACCUUGGUUGGAGACAUGGUUACAGUGUAGAAAACAGCUUGGAUUACUAAGUUUUUUCUUCGCUUCGGUCCAUGUUGCCUACAGCCUCUGCUUACCAAUGAGAAGGUCAGAGAGAUACUUGUUUCUCAACAUGGCUUAUCAGCAGGUUCACGCAAAUAUUGAAAACUCUUGGAACGAGGAAGAAGUUUGGAGAAUUGAAAUGUAUAUCUCCUUUGGCAUAAUGAGUCUUGGCUUGCUGUCCCUCCUGGCAGUCACCUCUAUCCCCUCAGUGAGCAAUGCUUUAAACUGGAGGGAAUUCAGUUUUAUUCAGUCUACACUUGGAUAUGUCGCUCUGCUCAUAAGUACUUUCCAUGUUUUAAUUUAUGGAUGGAAACGAGCUUUUGAGGAAGAAUACUACAGGUUUUAUACACCACCAAACUUUGUUCUUGCUCUUGUUUUGCCCUCAGUUGUAAUUCUGGGUAAGAUCAUUUUACUCCUUCCAUGUAUAAGCCAAAAGCUAAAGAGAAUUAAAAAAGGCUGGGAAAAGAGCCAAUUUCUAGAAGAAGGUGUUGGAGGAGCAGUUCCUCAUCUCUCACCAGAGAGGGUUACAGUAAUGUGAUGAUAAAUGGUGCUUGCCAAUGGCAUAUAAAGUUCGACUCAUGCCAUUAUUUUUAUGACUGCCUUUAUGUUCAUUUGCAAGUGCAUUGUCAAUUUACUUUGGGCUGAAACCUGUUCAAUGAGAUCUCAAGUGAAUUAAUGGUAGAAUUUUCUUCAAAUUAAUUUUCACAAAUGUAGUAUUUUGCCAAUAUAAAUUUUCAUAGUCAACUUAUUGUUGAAAGUUAGCUGUGUUUUGUCUUGUUUUGCACAAUCAUAUCACUGUUGUUAUUUUAACAAACUAUAUUCCAUUAUCAGGUAAAAAUAUUUAUAGUUAAUAUUAUUACAUAUAUAUAUAAUAUAAUGUUAAAAAACUUUGUAAACCAGCAGAAUUUUAAGUUUUCAUAUAAUUCAAUGGAUAUAUGUUUUUUCCAGAGGCUUAAAUGAGAGUUUAAUUAUUAUCCAGCUUAAGAAAUAGAAAUGCGUAAUCACAUAUUAUUUUUAAGAAAGGACACAUUACAUUGGCAUCUAGGUAUGGGUGCAUGGUAACAUUCCUAUAUUUUUCUCAUGAGAUAGGGUUUGAAGAAUGUAAUUAAUGAUAUGAACCAGUGUGAUUUGUGAGCAAACACAAAUUAGAAAGACAAAUGGAACCUGAAAUUGUAUUUAAAAUGCAUUGGAGACAUGAAAUAUAUACUGAAAUGCGUACUGACACUGAAAUACAUAUAUACCUCAUGAAAGAUUUUAUUCUUUAUCUUGUUACAAUUUCAUUUGCUUAUUAAUAUGUUGAUCAGAAAGAAGACAGUAAUAUUUGGCCUCCAAAACUGAUUUUUCUAAUGUAGAACCAAUCCUGGAAAUCUUAUAAUUGUUUCUAGGUAGAAGGAAAGUGUUAAAUUUACACACAAAUAGUUGUUUGUCAGCUGAUCUAUGUUGUUGCACCUUAGCCAGUCACCAUGCUGUAUCGUAUAGACUUUUGCUGACUUUUACUGAGGGAUUAUUGACAUGCCAGGCACUGUUCUAAGCACUUUACUUGUAUUACCCCAUUUAAUACUUAAAACAACCUCAUAACAGAUAUAGUUAUAUCCUCAUUUCACAUAUGAGAAAACUGAAGAACAGAAAAGUUAAGUUAUUUGCCAAGGUCAUGAAGUUAGUAAGUGGCAGAGCCGGCCUUCAAGUCCAGGCACUCAUAUUUCAGAGGCUAUGGUUUUAGCCACUAGGCUGUAUGAUCCCUGCUCCAUCCCUAUGCAUUACAUUUAUAAUGCCAAUCUAGAUGCUUCUUUUGUAUAAAGGCACUGACAUUCUUUACAGUUUGUUGUGGGUAUCAAAAGAUAUAUGAAAAUGUUACAAUCAUACAUUUAUUAUUGCUGGUGGGAUAAUCCACAGUUACUUACCCAGGGGAAGGAUCUUGCCUGGGCCAUCACCCCAGAGACUCAUGGUGGUCCAUAUGCCUCCCUGUCCAGGACUCCAGCAGAGAUAGGACCAUGGCAGUUUUAAUGACUGGCUGAGGUCUUACAGAAUCUUAAAAAGUCUCUGUAAAGUUGGUCAUCUCUUUAUCUCUUCCUGAGAACUUCUGCCCACUCAGCCAUUCAUUAGGGAGCAUUUUGCAAGCAUAAAGGAUAUUAGGAUAAGUGAUUAACUACAAAUCUACUCUAGAGACAUAUAAUCAUACAAAUUAUUCAUAAAAUUUUUCAGUGCUGACAUUCCCCAUUAAAGUUGCAUUUUGUUCAAACUUUGGUUAGAAUGCCCUACAUUUUUUUCCCAUAUGCUCUUUCCUUAUUAAAAUAGAAAGUUAUAGACAAGGUAAAUUAUAUGCAUUAUAUAAUUAGAUAUCCUGAAAUUAUAACAUUUCUCAGCUUACCCACUGAGGUACCACUGAAUUACUUAGUGGAAGCUACCUUUCUGACAAUGGCUGCUUCUCUGCUAUUGCACCAUGUGUUUGGUAAAUCACUCAUGAUUCUUGGAUGUUCUCUUUUUGGUGAAUCUUAAUUAUCUUGUACUUUUUAACUGAACUCUCCAUUUUCUUUAAUUAUAUGCUUCCCCUCUUGAUAGUCAGUUGCUUGUUAUUCUUAGUAGGAAUUCAGUUGGGUGAUAACUUUUAAAGGUAACACCUAUAGACUAUUGUAGUGGACAAGUGAAAUUAACAGCAUAUUUUUCAAUACUUUCUUGUUCCUUAAGGUUUCACUCUCUUAAGACCAUGCUUUCACCAUUUAAUGUGAAAUACAAGGAAAUAUUUUUAAAAGCUAGAUGACUGUUGAAGUACAUCAUUGCAUGUAUAGAUUAAGUAGCUAGUAAUAUAAAUAAAAUUAUCACUACACAGAUAAAUAGGACCUUUGAAAAUAUGAAAAAACAAAAUUUAUGAAAAUAUAUAUAAGAUGUAAAUUUCAAAUAGUAAUGUUUUCAGUACUACUCCUUUUAAGUCCUACAAAGACGAAGAAAUUUUGGAGUUUCAAAAUAAAUAUAAAAUAUUCAUUAUAAUUCUAAAUACCUAAAAUGCAAAAAUAUCAAUUAACUUUUAAUUGCUUUAUUUAAUUGACUUUUAAUUGCUUUAUUUUAUGAUUUACAACCUGGUUAUUUUUCUUAAUUCUUACUUCUCAUAAUCAUUUUUAAAAAAUCAGUAUUCUGGCCUCAGAAGUAGGGCUGAAUUCUGUUCUUGCUCAAUGUGAGAAAGUAUGGGAACUUAAAGUAGCAGGGAUUUGUUUCUUAAUCUGUAUUUUGAGAAGUGCCGUUGAGAAAAUUAUAAGAAUGUAGAAAAUAUACCUAGUCUUAAUCCUAUGGAAAAAAAUCGAGUAGUUUUUUUCCUAAGAGGAAAAUAAUCAAGGACUGAAUCUUGCUACUUAGCUUGGUGUGCAAAUUUCAUACAUCUCCUCUAUUAGGAAUUUUUAAAGUCAUGUUUAAAUAAGAAUAUAUUCAUGCUAACAUAUAUUUUUCAAGCAUGUAUGGAAAUUUAGUCCCAAUUAUCCACCUGUUGAGAUUUUUAUUUAAAUGUUAGAGUAUUUUGAAGUAUGAAUAAAUUAUAUUUAUAGAUAUUUAUCAGAGAUAAUUAUUUUGUGUUACAUGUGGAAUUGGAUAAAGAGCUCUAAUGUUAGGUCACCCAAUUAAUUUCUAAUAAAUUAGCAUAAUAUUGACUUGAUUAAGGAAUUUUACUUUCAAAAUUAAUUUGAUAAUAGUAACUUAAAGUAUAUUCAUACUUACAACUUAUGAAAAUUAUUUGUAUAAAAGGGCUUCAAGAAUACAUCAUAUCCAAUUUUCAUAUUAUCUCAUGAAAUAUGAUAAAACCUUAAUUCUUUUUAAUCGCCUUUUGCCACUAAACUAUUUCAUAAUAAAUUCUGUAUAGAGAGUUUCUCCACCAAAAAGAGGUUUGUUUGUGAAAUUUAAGGUUUCUUAUGUGAUAUUUUAAAUAAAGUACCAUAAAUGUAAUUGAUAAGUCUUUAAGAAUACUAUAAACACUGAACCUGUGUCACUCUAUAAAAUCUGUCUUGAAAUAGGUAUUUAAACAGCCUAAAAUGUCAUGGUGAAAUUAUUUUUCAAAUCCAUGAGUUACAUCAGUGUUACACAAAGUAUAACACACCUCAGUCCAGUGUUAAGAUCUGUGUUUGUGAUAUGUUUUCAUGAAAAUAAGAUGCUUUACCCUCAAUUGUUCAUAAGUCAGUAAAACAAAUUCUGGUGUAUAUUCAGUAUAUGUAAUUGCUCUAAAUGAAACUAAUAAUUUUAGUGGAAACAAUCUGUUCUUAUCUUUGAACACUGAAUUUUAUGGGAAUGAAUAGGUUCUUUAAUUUUUUUUAAUGUGAGAGAAUAAUAAAAUGCUAAUAUUCAGAGAUUCUGCCCAUAUAUCAAAAAAUGUUUAGUUCAGCCUAAAAUACUUACAUACUGAGAUUUCUUUAACUUUCCAAAUUAUUGGCUUUCCUUUGUGCACCAUUCAAAAUUGGGGCAGACUGUAUGGAUUUUCCCCGUGACUAGUGGGUAAAUUAAAUCACCAAAGCAGGUGCUUUUGUAUGAUUUCCAAAUUGCCAACUUCAAGGAAGAAUUAUCUUGAGGUCAAAGGUCUUUCAUAGCUUUGCAGAUAUCCAGCCUGAACAGGGACUGGAAGUUGUCUCCCAAUCACUAGUUACCGUACUUCUUUAAAAGCUGCUGCCUAUCACAUUCCUCCACUGCCCUGACAUUAGCUGUUUCCAUGAGUGUUAGCCAGCAAGAGGUAGAGGCACAUGUGAGUGAUUCCCUGGAAGUCUCUUCGAAGGAAAGCAGCAUAUGUUCUUGAUCUUAUUUCUCUACCUUGUUGAUGCAGUUGUGGCUAUAACAGGAGGACAAAGUCCAUAACCUAAGGAAGGCAUGUUAGAGACCAAAAAGAUCUUGAUUACUUCACUAUUUGGACUGCCUUUUCCUGUAGUUAAGCCUUGUAAACGUGGGUUUCUUUAUAUGAAGUCAAGACUAAUCCACUCUGGCCAUCAGUUCUUUGUCAUGAUACCGUUUAACACUGUUUGAAUAAACUAGAUUGCAAUAAGUAUACCUUUAGAAGUUUUUAAAGGAUAAUGUGCAAUUCACAUUAGAAUUGAUUUUCUGUUGUUAAUUAAUUGUACUCAUUUUCUUGCCUUGCUCUUUCAUUAGGUAUUUUGUAUCUGCUUGGAAAACAGUCUUCCUUAUAACUGUGUAAUAGAUGUUUGCUAAAACUUUGUUAUCUCAAAAAUAUUGCUCUCUGAUUAUAUGCCAUGUUUUUAUAUCAUUCUCAUAAAUCUGCCUUAUAAACAUCUAAAUAAAAAGUACUAUUUAAUGGG